CGCGCCUCUGUAACGUGUAACGACUCUAAUUCCUUUAUUUUUUUCUCAUUUCUCUUGUAACGAUUCAUGUCUUUCCCUCCAAAAGCAAUCCCCCUAGUCGCUCCAGGACAUACCCGUCCGGUCACUCACCUUUCAUUCUCCCCUCUUCUUGACGACGGAGCGUAUCUUCUCGUAUCAAGCUGCAAGGAUGGCAACCCCAUGCUUAGAGAGUGGACUGGAGAUUGGAUUGGGACUUUUCUAGGUCACAAAGGUGCUGUCUGGAGCACGAAACUCUCCCUCGAUGGCUCCAGAGCCGCAACAGGUAGUGCAGACUUCACCGCUAAAGUAUGGGACACAUACUCUGGCAGCCCUCUGCACUCUUUCCCUCAUAAUCACAUCGUUCGGACGGUCGCGAUGUCGCCGUCAUCGUCUCAUCUUCUGACUGGCGGUCAAGAAAAGAAGGUUCGAAAAUUCGACCUUACGAGGCCAGACGCCGACGCGGACUUCCUCAGCGAACAUGGGACUAGCGCGCACGAGGGAACGGUGAAAAGCGUAGUCUGGGUCGGGGAGCAUACUGGAGUUUCGGCAGGAGAAGAUGGUCUCCUCAAGUGGUGGGAUUUACGCUCACACCAACUUACCACCUCUGUCACGUUCCCUAACCCAAUCACCUCCAUGGAGCUAUCCGCACAGACACGUCGUCUAGUCGUCACCUCGGGCAAGACGGUGGCGUUCAUCCCUGCCUUGCCUACCGGGGCACCUGCGCAUACUUUGAGCUUACCAUACUCCCCGUCGUCCGCGUCUGUGCAUCCAACACUGCAAGACCGAUUUGUGACGGGAAACCUUGCAGACGAGUGGGUUCGCGUACAUGACAUGAAUGGCGAAGAGAAAGAUGUCCUCAAGGGUCACCACGGUCCCGUACACUGUGUUGAGUUCAGUCCGGAUGGCGAAGUCUUUGCUAGUGGAAGUGAGGACGGCACGAUCCGACUAUGGCAAACAACACCAGGAAAGCCGUAUGGUCUCUGGCAAGGGCAUGUGAAUGGGGGCUAGACUUAGCUGCUUCAUAUGUUUUUCGAUCUUAUUCUGGAGGUUCACCCAUGUGUCAAGAGACGCUCUGAUUGUAUUGGCACUCUAAGGAAAGUGUUUGAUAAACCAUAUAUACAGAGGGGUUCUCGUGGAAGCACGUCCUUUUAAUAACCAGCCAGUCACUGGGUAUCUAAAUGGCGAUAGCCAUUGAUACCAAUGAAUGCGCGUUCG
Molecule: messenger RNA, 1233 nt
Organism: Coniophora puteana RWD-64-598 SS2
Lineage: Eukaryota; Fungi; Basidiomycota; Agaricomycetes; Boletales; Coniophoraceae
Product: WD40 repeat-like protein
Exons: 5
Coding region: 67-1026 (319 amino acids)
Biological process (GO): spliceosomal snRNP assembly
Cellular component (GO): SMN complex
Molecular function (GO): protein binding; RNA binding
Source: RefSeq, a predicted model, not a curated record